CGCGCCUCUAAGUCAGUGAGUCUGUAAGGGAUCGGAUUGGAAUUGGGCCAUCAUCUGUGCUUGGAACAGCUGACUUCCGAGUGUGACGCGUGUAAAAAACGUCAUCGUAGUCGACCGCAGUGUAUUUUUUUAUCUAUCAUAAACAGCAGCAGUCACGGCAUACAUUCUGACUAUAUUAACGGAUACACCCGGACCGUAUUACUUGACAAAUAAAGGGAGUUACUCGCGUAUUUAUCAGAGUAUAGAGUAAGCAGUAAAUCUGAAUUUGGCAGCCGUCAUCGCUUGCAGUACUACGUUAACCAGAGUUCUUCGCUCUCUCGUCGAAAACGCAAGAGGUCGAAACACAGGACAGACAUCCAGUUCUGGUUGAAAGCCCUCGAGGAAAAUUUCUCCCAACUGCCAUCCUGCUCAGCAAGUUGGAAGUAGACAUAUUCUACCAUCUAUGAAGAGGGGACACUCUCUGGAAUCUGGCAAUAUGAGAACCAUGAUGUGCCUCUGAUGGCUGGUCAUCUCCUCAAAAUCUCCUCUCUGGCCACAGCAGUGUUCGCCACAUCUGGGUUUUACCUCUACGGCAGACAGCUGGACCUCAAUGACUUGAGUGUCAUUCGCUUUGGCCGUGCUGCAGCCACUACGGCGAUGAUCAGCUAUGACUAUCUGACUGCUUUCAGACAUGUGGAAUACGGCACAGAAGACUACUGGGCCCUCAAGUCCAAGGUGCAUCUAAGGUCAGCAGAGCGUCUUCGAGACUUGUGCUGUGCCAACAGGGGUACUUUCAUCAAGGUAGGCCAGCACCUUGGUGCUCUGGACUACCUGUUGCCUGAGGAGUACACAUCUACUUUGAAGGUACUCCACAGCCGAGCUCCUCAGAGCAGCAUGGAGGAGAUUCAGCAGGUCAUCAGAGAAGACCUCGGCAAGGAGCUGUCAGAGUUAUUUGUCACCUUUGAGGAGAAGCCUCAGGGUGCAGCCUCCUUAGCCCAGGUCCACAAGGCUGUGCUGCAUGAUGGGAGGACAGUGGCCAUCAAGGUCCAACACCCCAAAGUCCAGAAACAGAGCUCCAAGGACAUAGUGGUGAUGGAGGUACUGUUGAGGGUGGUCCAUUGGCUCUUCCCAGACUUUGCUUUCAUGUGGUUGGUGGAAGAGGCAAAGAAGAACAUGCCAUUAGAACUGGACUUCCUUAAUGAAGGACAAAAUGCUGAGAGGAUGGCUAACAUGCUUGCCCGCUUCCCCUUUCUCAAGGUUCCCAUGAUCCACUGGGAUCUGUCCACAAAGAGGAUCCUGACCAUGGAGUUUGUUGAGGGGGGGCAGGUCAAUGAGAGGGACUACAUGAAGAAACACGGCAUCAAUGUCAACGAGAUCUCUGAGAACCUGGGUAAGAUGUACAGUGAAAUGAUCUUUGUCCAUGGCUUUGUUCAUUGUGACCCGCACCCAGGCAACGUGUUGGUUCGAAAGUGUACCCAGAGCAAUAAGACUGAGAUCAUCCUUCUUGAUCACGGCCUUUAUCAGGUCCUGCAGCCAGAAUUUCGGUUGGACUACUGUCGGCUGUGGCAGGCUCUGAUUAAUGGUGACAUGUCCGGGGUAAAGCGUUACAGCCUCAGACUGGGUGCUGGAGAUCUGUACCCAUUGUUCGCCUGCGUGCUCACUGCUCGCUCCUGGACUGCCAUCAAUGCUGGCAUCAGCUCUGUGCCUGUCACACAUUCUGAGGACGUUGAGAUACGAACCAAUGCAGCCCUAUACCUGCCCCAGAUCAGCGAGCUGUUGAAUCGUGUGCCCCGACAGAUGCUAUUGCUGCUUAAAACCAAUGACCUGCUAAGGGGCAUUGAGACCACCCUACAGACCAGAGCCUCCUCCUCGUCUUUCAUCAACAUGUCCCGCUGCUGCAUACGUGCCAUGGCCAGGCACAAGAGAAGUAAGACUCAAUCCAGGAGGAGGCGUCUACAUAUCACACUGGCAGAGUCUCUCAGCCUGUGGAGACUCACCAUGUACGAACUGUUUCUGAGGGUGAAGGGCUCCACGUUGGGAAACUGGCUCACUGCUCUGCUGGCAUUUCUGGCCUAAGAUAUAUCUGGACAUCCCACUAGGACAUUAACAAACGGCUGUUACUUUUGGCACAAAAGGGAUUUAAAAGACAGUCCAUGUUAACACAUUUUGAAUAUGUGUUUAUACAGUCACACACACACAAAUUCUUAUUUUUGUUAACAAUAAAAUUUGUUAUUCCAUGGACACAUACAAGAAAACAACAUGCUGAUGUCCUUGGACACCACACUGUGGCUGUUGAUAAUCACAACUUUUAUUAUUCAGUCGUCAGUGUUGACUUUUUUCUAAACUGUAUGUCAUAUACUCCAGAUGAUUUUUUUUCUUCAUUCUUAUUUAAUUUAAGGCCAUUAUUGCACAAAGACUUUAUUCACAAACUUUAAAUUGUCUGGAAUCAUCAUCUCAUUUAUGGGAUACUGUAACCUGUGUUCACUGACUGUGUCUGACAACCUGUGCUUUAGCUGGAGAUGCUGCAGAGAAAUACUGAGUGAAUGGAUAAAUGGUAGGUUGUCAUAAAAUAGUUCAACAACAUCUCUGUUUGAGUAGAGGUCAGAUUAGUCCUGUCUCCCGCUCUGCACCUAUCCAUCUCCUUAUCUCACUUUCAGAAUAAAAAACAACAUAAGCAUAUUUUCCAAAAUGCUGAACUUCCUUGCAGUCAUAACCCUUGGGAGACUUUGUUUGAUAUCCCAAAAUAUUAUGAUGUGGGGACACAACAUGGUUUAGAUACCACCAUCUUAUAUGAAGUUAUUAAGGCAUUGUAUUAUUACGUAAGAUAUCUGUCAGAUUAGAAAUUGAAUUGUCAUGGUCUUAAAAUAAUCAAAUCUCAGUUAAAUUAUCAUGUGUAUCCUUUUAGACAAGGCUAUAGAUCUCAAACACUUGACAGCUUUGCAUUAUCUUAAACAUAAUGGCAUACAGACAGCCCUAAAUACAAUCAAACAAUCAGUUCCAGCACAUAAAAGACAGUGAUGCAGUGGUGGAGAUUGAUACAAGCAGGUGGAGAGAGAAAGAGGAGUUAACGAGCAGCAAGAUAGUGCAUCAGUUAGUAACACAGCCAGACUGUUAAGUAAGUAAUACACAGAGACAGGUAUACAGAGUGCACUGUUAAGCAUGCCAUAGGUGCAGGUAGUCACAGGAUGCGAUUCACUUUCAUUUUUACCUUGUGACCGAAGACAGGCACACUAUGUAAAAACAACAUGAUGGCGGCUGCCAGAUACUACCCUCAUAUGAAGUAGAAUUCUGUUAAAUAUGGGGCAGAUUUUGAGUAUUAGUCACUGCAGAGGUGAUCUUAAGUGAUCCUGCCUGGAUGAUGUUGGACUCAACAAAAUACCUCAGAAUGAAGUUUGCAUCAAGUCAGAAUUUGGUGAUGCAGAAUACAAUUAAUGCUUGAAUAGAUUAAGACUCUUUGUAUUACUGUCAUGUUAGUAGUAUGCGUUAUUUACUGAGGCCUUGUCACUCAGAUCAGAGAUGUUUAUUCCUUCAGCUUUUACAUUCCUGCUGAUCAUUUUUUGCUUCCCAUUCAGGCAACUUAACACCACCUUUAUAGCUCUACAGAAAAGUUUUUUACUCUCUGGCUAAGUUCCUUAUUUUAUUUUAUUUUAUUUUAUUUUAUUUUAUUUUAUUUUGUUAUUUCAGAAAGAGGCUAAAAUUCUGUAUUUCCCCUUCUCUUUUCCCCUAUGUCACUAUUGAAAAUCAAAUAAACACAAGUUUGUGCUGCAGAAAAGUAUCAGCACUCAGUGAAUAAGCUCCUAAGCCCUAUGAUAAGCUAUUAUGGCAAGGCUUAACUAUACAGACCAGUGAGGUCUCUCUCUGUUGGUCCCACGACACCUCCAGGAGGCUAGACAGUGAUCUCUGGCGUCCCAGAGACACUCCCCUAAUGCCAGGUCUCACUGCUCCCCACACCAACCCAAUAACCUCCUUUACCUUACUUACACGUGGCUUUCUCAGCCCAAACAGCACUGCCACCUUCAACCAAACCCAGGCUCCAUACAUGCAAGCUCCAGGUAGAAGCAGGGCUGAUACUGCCUUUCCUAGCACAUUCACCAUACUCUAUUUCACACACUGCAUAGCAUAACUACAAUAUAAGCUAAAGUUAAAGGAGAUAAAUAAACUUACAGGAUCAGCAAACACACUCACCUUGCAGCAUGGUCUCAAACAAAAGGGAUUCAAAUAGGCCACUCCCACACUUAAAUAACCUUCCUCUUCCUGGAUUUCCUCCUUACUUACACAUGGCUUUCUCAGCCCAAACAGCACUGCCACCUUCAACCAAACCCAGGCUCCGUACCUGCAAGCUCCAGGUAGAAGUAGUGCUGAUACUACCUUUCCUAGCACAUUCACCACACUCUAUUUCACACGCUGCAUAGCAUAACUACAAUAUAAGCUAAAGUUAAAGGAGAUAAAUAAACUCAUAGGAUCAGCAAACACACUCACCUUGCAGCAUGGUCUCAAACAAAAGGGAUUCAAAUAGGCCACUCCCACACUUAAAUAACCUUUCUCUUCCUGGAUUUUCUCCUGAGAGGAAGUGGAUCUCUCCACCUGAUCUCAAGGAGUUAUGUACCCUGCUUAGUAGUUCCCACUGCUGGCCCCAACUGACAUUAUUUCUUCUGUAAUAGAUAAACUGGCUGGUUCUUGCUGCUUCAUCUGACAUUUCCCUCACUGUCUUCCUUAAACUCUGUCCCCGCACUCCGAGUUCCCCCAGGAGCGAGACAGCUGAUCUUGCUAUGAAUCCCCUACACCCCGCUUCCACUGGACAAAUCCUAGUCUUCCAUCCUCGCUGCUCAGCUUCUGCUCCUAAGUCUGCAUAUCUAAGCUUUUUUCUUUCAUAGGCUUCUUCCACUGAGUCUUCCCAAGGAACUGUCAGCUCAAUAAAAUAAACUAUCCGUUGACUCAGUGACCACAACACAAUGUCAGGUCUCUGCUUGGUACAAACUAUUUCCUGGGGAACAACAAGCUUUCCCUCUAAAUCUACUUGCAUUUCCCAAUCACAAGCACCUUCUAGACGGCCACACCCUUGCCUCCUUACUAACUUAUCCCUUCUGUAUUUCUCUCCCUCACGGACAAACUGAAUUGCUAACUCCUAUCCUUAACACCUUCUGAAUUCACCUGUCUUCGUUUCCCUUUGAUUCCUGCAGCUAAACAUUUCAACACCUGGUUAUGUCACCAUGUAUAUCGGCCUUGUGACAAGCUAACUUUACAGCCUGACAAAAUAUGCUUUAAGGUUGCGGUACCUGAACACAUUGGGCAUGAUGGGUUCUCAUUUACCCACAGUUUUAGGUUCUGGGGGGUUGGUAACACAUCGUAUGUAGCCCCUACCAGGAAUCUAAUAAGAUUUUCCUCCAUACUCCACAGGUCCCUCCAACUAAGCUUCCUCUUCUCUACACUUUCCCAAUUCAACCACUGUCCCUGUUUAGCCUGGGCCACUACCUUUGCACCCCUUACUAUCUCCUCCUGUCUGCGUAUCUGUUCCACAACCAGCUUUCUUUUAUCUUUGAGACCUGCUUUAUUCCAUACCGGUUUGCCUGAGCCAAGCCUCAGGCCUCCCCGGCCAAACUGAACAUUACCUACAAUCUCUGCAUGCCUAAGAGCUGCUUCUGCCUCCUGAACUGCCGAUCUUGGGUUCCACUUCCUCCCCUUGGUUGGAUUUGGAACUACACUCCUAACUACCACGUCCUUACUCCUAGAUAACAAGAGCUCUGUCCUGACCUUGGUACAUUUAAAUUCCUCUGUUAAACUAGAUACUGGCAGCUGAAGUAUCCCUUUUCCAUACAAUGCAACACUACUUAGGCACCUAGGAGCGCCCAAUUCUCUCCACAACGGAUAUUGGAAUUUCAUAAAUUGACAAUGGCCACAUUAACCUAGGAUAUAGCCCAAAUUGCAAACACCACAACUUCAACUUUCCUGGAAGUUCUGAUUUAUCUAUUCUAUCCAAUCCUUCAGCCACAUCUUUUCUAUAUUUCACCACCUGUUCCUUAUCAUUCAAACUCUACAUUGUACCACCUACCUAAGCUCUUUACUGACUUUUCCCUGAUUGUUGGGAUGUCCUCAUCAUCUAUGACAAACUUCCUAUCACUUAACUUCCCUCUACAUAUCGAGAUGCUUCUAGAUUUACUAGGCUUGAUCUUCAUGCUGGCCCACUUGAGGUUCUUAUUUACCUUCUCUCGUAGCCUCUUUGUAUUGUUGGCAUUGUUGUGGUCACCAGUGUCAUGUCAUCCAUGUAAGCCCUAAUUGGUGGAAGAUGCAACCCGUUCUGCCGUCUCUCUCCACCUACCACCCACUUAGAAGCCCUGAUGAUUACUUCCAUCGCCAUAGUAAAUGCUAAUGGAGAAACUGUACACCCUGCCAUGAUGCCUAUUUCUAGCCUCUGCCAACCUGUUGUGAAACCUGCCGUACUUAGACAAAACCUAAUAUCCUGAAAGUAUGCUUUCACUAAGUUGACAGCUACCUGUGGCAUUCUGAAAUAGUCAAACGCACUCCAAAUGAGGCUAUGGGGUACUGAACCAAACACAUUUGCAAGAUCUAAAAAUAUUACAUGUAGGUCCCUUUUGUUAAUCUUUGCUGCCUGAAUCUGGUGCUAGAUCAUACUAGUAUGCUCUAAACACCCUGAAAAACCUGGUAUUCCUGCCUUCUGCACCAUGGUAUCUCUUAAGCUAUUCCUUUCUAAGUAGCUAGCUAAUCUCUGCGCAACUACACUAAAGAAAAUCUUCUCCUCCACAUUCAAGAGAGAAAUCAUCCGGAACUAAGGUCCACAGACUCCUUCUCCUUAGGAAUGAGGACACCCCCUGCCCUACGCCAUGCUCUUCGUAUAAUUUGUUUUUCCCAAACUAUUCUUAGCUGUUUCCACAAAAAUUUAAGGAUAUCAGGCGCACUUUUAUAAAUCCGGUAGGGGACUCCAUUAGGCCCUGGGGCCGAAGAAGCCUUUGCACGCCUGACCACCUCCUGAACUUCCUUCCACCAAGGUGGCCUGACAUCCAUCUCAUGCUCUAUCUCUUGCUUUCUUGUUCUCAACUGUGCUACUUUUAUCCUCUACAGAUGCGCUCGCCUUGCCCUGAGUGCUGCUGUUGUCACCAGAGAUUACGUUUACCUCCUAGGCCUCCAUGUCAUAACUAUGUCAUAACUAUGUCAUGACAUCUCAUCACACCAAACCAAUGACCUGUUGGUUUUUUGAUUUCAAUGCCAGUCAGAUGUCUUUUUGCAAUCAUAGUGGGCAGAUCUUGAAAACUGUUAUUAACAUUGGAGGUUUGACUCAAUACUAGUAGCCAAAAGUCUGUUGCUUGAGAGCUUGACAUGUGUAACUUUCAUAAAGGGAUGAAAAAACGCAUGAAUACAGUAUGGCAAAGUGACAAAGUUGUAUGAAUUUCA
Epinephelus fuscoguttatus (brown-marbled grouper) is the source of this 7386-nucleotide messenger RNA. RefSeq names its product aarF domain containing kinase 1 (gene adck1). The coding region runs from base 499 to 2055 and encodes 518 amino acids. NCBI's taxonomy places the organism in Eukaryota, Metazoa, Chordata, Actinopteri, Perciformes, Serranidae. Gene Ontology annotation, cellular component: mitochondrial inner membrane. The record is from RefSeq and is a predicted model, not a curated record. The transcript is spliced from 13 exons. Gene Ontology annotation, biological process: lipid homeostasis; mitochondrion organization.